AGGAGGACAGAGAGCUGAGCAUCAUUUACUCUCCCAGAGAAUAUGUAGAGAGAGAGAGAGAGAUUUUAUUUUUGGUGCUAUGCUCUCCAAUUCACGAAGACAGAGGAGAGAGCAGUGCUCUUUGUCUCUUCACUCCGGCAGUUCAGGAGGUUUUAACAUGGGGAACCUAACUGGUAAAGUAUAGGAGGACAUCAUCGCUGCAAAGUUGAAAUCCAAGCAGUGGAGGACAAAUGACGAACAUCAAUGUGACCUUUUUCCCCUCCCCUUUACAUACAUCCGUGUCUGAAGAGAAAUAAGAAGAGGACAUUUAAAAAAGACAAGGUGUUGUGUCCCCAUAAACCAAUGGCUCAGUAUAACUGUUCCUCUCUGCGUCUACCUGCCACCACUCCUGACCAGCUUGGUUGGAAUGUGUCCUGGGCCCUGGGCAACGUCAGUGCUGAUGACAUGGAGAACAUGUGCCUGAAUCUGAGUCAGUACCUGGAGAAGUUGAGAGGCUUCCGGCGGUCGCCUGUUUUCCUGCCGGUUUGCAUUACCUUCCUCAUCAUCUUCGCUGUGGGAGUGUUAGGUAACGUGCUCACCUGCGCCGUCAUCGUGCGCUACAAGGUGAUGCGGACGCCAACUAAUUACUACCUGUUCAGUCUGGCCGUAUCCGACUUAUUGGUCUUAGUCCUGGGUAUGCCGUUGGAACUCUACGAGAUGUGGAGCAACUACCCGUUCCUGUUCGGCGCUGGUGGCUGUUACUUCAAGACCUUCCUGUUUGAGACGGUCUGCUUUGCAUCCAUUCUCAAUGUAACGGCAAUGAGCGUGGAGCGCUACAUCGCCGUGUUAUACCCGUUGAAAGUCAAGCACGUGGCCACGCACACCCAUGCCAAGCGUGUCAUCCUGAUGCUGUGGGUCAUGUCCAUGGUGUGCGCCAUGCCAAACACCAGCCUCCACGGGUUGGCCGUGUUGAGGCCUCGCUUUGGCCGCCAAUACCCCGAGUCGGCCGUCUGCAUGAUGGUCAAGCCCAUGUGGAUGUACAACCUGAUUAUUCAAGUGACCACGGUGGUCUUCUUCCUGAUGCCUAUGCUCACCAUCACUGUGCUGUACCUGCGCAUCGGCCUGCAGCUCAGGAUGGAGAGGGGCAUGCAGGGGGUCGGGAUCGGGCAGGGUUCUGGUCCUGCUCGCCACUGCAGGCACCAGCAGAGGGCGCGCCACAGACAAGUCACCAAGAUGCUUUGCGUACUGGUGAUUGUUUUUGGCAUCUGCUGGGCUCCCUUCCACAUUGACCGUCUCACGUGGAGCUUCAUAAGCUCCUGGACUGGCCACCACCACCUGGUCUUCGAGUACGUCCACGUCGUCUCCGGGGUCUUCUUCUACCUCAGCUCGGCGGUCAACCCCAUCCUCUACAACCUCAUGUCCACCCGCUUCCGGGAGAUGUUCCAGCAGAUCACGUGUCGCUCCGGCCUCUGUGGCGGCGACGUGCGCAUGCUGAACGCCCGUAGCACCCAAAUGACCCUACGUAGUAUCGUCUAUGAGAAGCCACAACAUAAUGGGACCCCAGAGAGAAUCACCCCAGACAGAGAGGAGUAGAAUGUGUACGUAAACCCCCACGGCCAGCAUGUAUAUGGCAAUACAAGCCCUGAUUAGAUAGAGGGUGAUGGGGUGGGGGUACCAAAACAAUGUACAAACAUUAACUAAGAUUGGGUACCAAAAUGAGAAAAUGUGUAGCUGAUUGAACGUGUACAGCGAGAGUUUGGAUGGAAAGCAACAGAGUUGAAGUUGAGCCCUAGACUUUGGAUUUUAAGUGGAAUUCUCACUGGGCGAUACCAAAAUUAACCAGGAUGAGGUACCAAAAUGUAAUUAUUAAAUCGAUCACUGAUUGAAUGUGUAGCAGGUAGGUAUUUAUUGGGAUGACUCAUGUACUGAAGGCAGCUUUGUAGAGUAUACACUAGUUGGCACAGCCACAAAGUCAUGAAAUCAGAUUUUAAACCUAACCCUAACCACCCUGCUAACCUUAUGCCUAACCCUAACAUAUAGCCAAUUUUGACUUUGCAGCCGGCCCAUCUAGUGGAAAUCGCUUAGCUCUGCCUCCAGAACACGACAUCUCAAUAAACAUCAACCAGCGACUGUGUACAGCCAGAGUGAAUAGAGAGAAACAUCAACCAGCGACUGUGUACAGCCAGAGUGGAUAGAGAGAAACAUCAACCAGCGACUGUGUACAGCCAGAGUGGAUAGAGAAACAUCAACCAGCGACUGUGUACAGCCAGAGUGGAUAGAGA
Oncorhynchus gorbuscha (pink salmon) is the source of this 2261-nucleotide messenger RNA. Its product is annotated as neuromedin-U receptor 1-like. Bases 343 to 1572 code for a protein of 409 amino acids. The transcript is spliced from 3 exons. NCBI's taxonomy places the organism in Eukaryota, Metazoa, Chordata, Actinopteri, Salmoniformes, Salmonidae. Gene Ontology annotation, molecular function: neuromedin U receptor activity. Gene Ontology annotation, cellular component: plasma membrane. Gene Ontology annotation, biological process: G protein-coupled receptor signaling pathway. The record is from RefSeq and is a predicted model, not a curated record.